Mytilinidion resinicola is the source of this 790-nucleotide messenger RNA. RefSeq lists its product as uncharacterized. The annotation marks the transcript as partial. The record is from RefSeq and is a predicted model, not a curated record. NCBI's taxonomy places the organism in Eukaryota, Fungi, Ascomycota, Dothideomycetes, Mytilinidiales, Mytilinidiaceae. The transcript has a single exon.
ACAGGCAGCCCAGCCAAUGAACUUUCCGAAUCCACCGCCGAAUCACAUGCCCCAGAUCCGAAGAGAGGUCAUGACCCGGGACGCAAAUGGCAAUGUUGCGUUCUCCACCAUGCCAGUGAACAUCCCGACGAGACCCUUCAACGCACCACCCUUCACCACACCUUUCGUCUCACCAUUUUCCACCGCACCACCCCCCGGGGGCCCCGUGAGCGGUAUUGCUUUCUGCCACCUAGUCAUCUCCCCCGAUGAGCCAUCCAAACCGAUAGCCGAAUUUUUCAACCCCGAUGCUCACAAGGGACUUGCUGUGGAGGCUUCAAACCUAGUCCAGGCUGGCUGCACGGGUAUGAGCCAUGUCGAUAUCCCUCCGCAGUCCGGGUGGAAGGUAUCUCGAACCGAGGGCUAUGAAUACGGCGUGGUGUUGGAGGGAGAGGUUCUGCUGAAGCUGACUAGUGGGGAUAGUCGGGCGUUGAAUAACUAGUUAGAGGGGAUGUGGUUAUUCAGCAGCGGACGGCGUGGCACGUGUGGAGCAACAACAAAUAUGCGCGGUGAGCGAGGCUGCUGUUCGUGCAGCACCCGUGUUCGCCGCUCGAGACCCGGCAGCCGCGCCCCGGGGGGACCUAGGUUGGCUAGCGUGUUAGAGCUACGUUUGCCAGACCGAGGGUCGUCGUCGAGGGGAGGAAACGGGUUGGAGGGAGGUCGUAUCGUGAUAGCAUAGCUAAGAGCUCGUAGGUUUUCACUCGAGUUUGUAACUGAUACUGUCACGCUGCCUCGUUUUAUAGCGCCUCGUCAU